AUGGAUACAACCCCGAGAAUAUUACCCGCCUCAGAACUGCUUGUCGAGGAUAUCCUUCAUGUUUUCCGCUCCUUCUCUGCUAUCUCUGAGUCCAAGGACCAUCUACAAACGAAGCUGUCGACUGCGUACGAAGGAUUUAUUCGCACCACAAUCCUCAAUUCGCAAAAUUCAGGACGCCCAAUUAAGUUGUUGCUACCGGCGUUCCCAUGGAAAAACCCGAACUUGGACAAGGUGUUGAGUGGCAACGCCGAUUUCGGUGAAGAAUUAGGAUUGGCACGCUUGGAUCAUCUCUGCACAAGCUUGGCUCAAAUAUAUCCAAUGGGAGUGGAAUUGACGCUUGUGUCUGACGGUCCAGUGUACAAUGACCUUCUAGGAAUUCCUGACAGCGACUUUUACGACUAUGGGCUCCAGCUUCGCCAGAUGGCCAAGGAGAAGGGAUGUACUCACAUCAAAUUCACCCGGCUAUUCGAUGUCCUGGGCCUUGGCGAUGGCGACUCCCUAUCAAAGAAAGAGUACUUGGUAGUUGCCGACGUGUGUAGACAGGAAAUGGAGAAGCGCCUCACUCUUACGCGCGAUCAGCUACAGGCGAAAAUCGAAAAUGACCCCGACACUCUGCUAACAUACCAACAAUAUGUGAAGUCAGCAUUUGAAGACCUUCGAUGGGGGCCUGAGGUUGACCCUGUCAUCAAAGCUUCCCCGGCGAAGUAUGAAAGCGAAACACAAGAAGUAGCAAAGCGGAUGAUGCAAAGACUACUGGCUUAUGAACAAGUUCUAUCGUCUCGGUUCCCAGACCAUAUAAGACUUUCAAUCCAUCGAUCAACCGGAGCAUCAAAAAUCUCGAUUCCCUUGAUUCCUCAACCCGAUGAGUUCGGUAUGAUGCCUUGGCACUCUUGCGUUCUGGUCAGAGCAGAUGGGAGGUUUCAGACCGGGCACUCGAGUCAGUUCCGCGACACUGAGCAGUUUGAAAUAAUCAGCCGGGGUUCUUCGCCAUACCUGGUUCGAGAAAAACAUCCCAUGUUUAGCUGGAAUCGUCGUGUCGAGAUAAGCCAUGCUUAUGGAGGUUUUGUCACUGUUACGAAUCUGGAUCGAGAUGAGAAAAAUGGGAAACUGGAUGACGAUUCCAAAGGCAAAUUGGUUGACCUUGCAUUGCGGUUCGGUACCAUACAGCUUCGCGGUUUUGAUAUUUCUUGA
This is a messenger RNA of Pestalotiopsis fici W106-1, 1191 nucleotides long. RefSeq lists its product as uncharacterized. The record is from RefSeq and is a predicted model, not a curated record. Bases 1 to 1191 code for a protein of 396 amino acids. The transcript is spliced from 3 exons. Lineage: Eukaryota; Fungi; Ascomycota; Sordariomycetes; Amphisphaeriales; Sporocadaceae.